Messenger RNA from Cornus florida, 1450 nucleotides. RefSeq names its product glucuronokinase 1. The transcript has 6 exons. Gene Ontology annotation, molecular function: ATP binding. Bases 33 to 1181 code for a protein of 382 amino acids. Lineage: Eukaryota; Viridiplantae; Streptophyta; Magnoliopsida; Cornales; Cornaceae. The record is from RefSeq and is a predicted model, not a curated record.
CUGUGAAUUUAUAAAUAUAGUAACAGGUAUAAAUGAUGGAAGGCAAUGAGGUGUCUGAGAGGAAGAAGAAACACAAGGCGGAGACGACCAUGGAUCACAAACCAGAGAAUGGAUCUUCAUCUUCGUCGGUGAUCGAACACAGGGCUUAUGCUAGGGUCGGACUUCUUGGAAACCCUAGCGAUGUCUAUUACGGUCGCACCAUUUCCUUCACACUCGGUAACUUCUCGGCCUCCGUACGAUUGCAGCCCUCUCAUGAACUCGUCAUCGUCCCUCACCCCACUCACGAUCUCGUCCACUUCAACUCUCUCGAUCACCUGGUGAACCGGUUGCAAAAUGAAGGUUACUAUGGAGGUGUGCGUUUGCUUAUGGCAAUUUGUAAAGUUUUCCAUAGAUAUUGCGACGAUAACAAGAUCGACCUUCAUGAAGGAAAUUUCACUCUAUCAUAUGAUACUAAUAUCCCUCGCCAGACAGGGCUUUCUGGUUCCAGCGCUAUUGUAUGUGCUGCCCUCAGCUGCCUUCUUGACUUUUACAAAGUUAGGCAUUUGGUUAAAGUAGAGGUCAGGCCCACUCUUAUCCUUAACGCAGAGAAGGAACUUGGAAUUGUUGCUGGUCUCCAGGACAGGGUAGCACAGGUCUACGGUGGUCUUGUAUACAUGGAUUUUAGCAAGAAAUACAUGGAUGACUUCGGCCAUGGAAUAUAUACACCCAUGGAUAUUAGUCUUCUCCCACCCCUACAUCUCAUCUAUGCUGAGAAUCCAAGUGAUUCUGGGAAGGUACACAGUACAGUUCGGCAGAGGUGGCUCAAUGGGGAUAAACUUAUAGUAACAUCAAUGGAAGAAGUUGCAAAUAUAGCAUUACAAGGACAAACGGCAUUGCUUGAGAAGGACUAUGCAAAACUUGCAAGCCUGAUGAACCGUAAUUUCGACUUACGAAGAGUCAUGUUUGGAGAGGAUGUCCUUGGUGAUAUGAACAUAGAGAUGGUGGAGGUGGCCCGGCGGGUCGGGGCUGCAUCAAAAUUUACAGGUAGUGGAGGUGCUGUUGUUGCAUUCUGCCCCAAUGGGCCUUCACAAGUAAAGCUUCUGGAGGAGGCAUGUAAGGAAGCUGGUUUUGCCAUUCAACCAAUUAAAAAUACCCCGUCUUGUUUAAAUGAGGUUGAUCUCAAAACCCUAUCACCAAAAUAGGCACAUUAAUGAGUUAGGGUGUCUCUUAUUUUGUCCAUCCUCUCUCUUUUUCUCAACCUCUUCUUUGGAACCUUUGAUAUGGUGUUCUUAUUUUUCGGUAGUCAAUGAUAAGAUUUCUAGUACAUCUUUUUUGUGUAGGUCCAUAAAAGCAUGUAAUAAUAUUUUUCCUUGGUUUAUUGUGAGGAAGAGAAACUCGGUCCUGCUCAGCACAUAGUGCUUUUUCUAAUGAAGUUCAAUCCAACAAUAUUGGAUUUGAAUCAUUAGAUUCA